Messenger RNA from Columba livia (rock pigeon), 6890 nucleotides. RefSeq names its product leucine rich repeat containing 8 VRAC subunit D (gene LRRC8D). The transcript is spliced from 2 exons. The coding region runs from base 1705 to 4275 and encodes 856 amino acids. Gene Ontology annotation, molecular function: protein binding. The record is from RefSeq and is a predicted model, not a curated record. Lineage: Eukaryota; Metazoa; Chordata; Aves; Columbiformes; Columbidae.
UUGAAGUGAAGCUGUGGAUGAUCGUUAGUUAUUUUUAUAACUGUUCUGUUCAUUAAAAAGUCUUGCUAACAUGUGUGAUAUGACGAUGGCCCACUAAUGACAACCACAUCAUCUGUGUGCCUGGCAUGUUAUACGCUUGAGUUCUGUAGUACAUCUGAGGUGAACACAAACAAGUGUGACUUUGUGUUUUCUGUGUAUUUGAUGUACACAUCUAAUUUGCAGUACAGCUCAGUAUGUGUUUGCCAAUACCUGUAUCCAGGCUCCACGUGAGUUGGAAAGAGUGGACGAGAAAUACUCUUAAUGAAUGUUUGAAUGUUGAAGAGUAAUUUGAUGUCUUGAAGGACAGUUUUUCCUCACUUUUGUUCUUUGUUCUAAUAGGGAUAUAACUGCCAGCUUUCGAGGACCAGAAUGUUAUGCAGCAGCAUAGAGCACAGAAAGGUAGCAGACUGAUGGGUUUUAAGAUAAAACCAUCAGCUUGCUAGCUGUGUUUUUAUUUGCUGAGAUUCCCAUAACUGUUCCUGGUAACUAGUAUUUAGUCUUGCAUUCACAUCUUUCAAACAGUCAUGUUUAAGAAGACUUAGUUUGUCUUGUUGUAUAGAGUCAGAAGUUCAAGCUUUUGCUUUAUUGCAUUCAAUUUUUUCCUUACAUAACUAAUUUUCAGCUUAUGUGGAACUCCUUCUUCAAGGACUAUGUUCUGAAAAGACUUUGCAUAUUUUUAUGCACCUUAGAGAUUCCUGAAGAGCCAGGCUAAUACUUGAUGUGUACUCAUGCAAUGCUUGGGAUGGCAGUGGCUUGCAAUUCACUUUCAGAGGGAAGUGUUCUUUGAAGAGGCACAAUGUUUGUUUACCUCGAGGGAUGCUUUCUCUUCAGAAAUACCAGCAUCUGUCCCUUAGACUGUCUCAAUUUAUUAGUUACAUUUUGAUGUUAUUUUUAAUUUAUUGACCCAGAUGGAAACAGUGGGAUUUUGUUUAGAUGGUCUAUUAAGAAAAUUAUUCCUAAUGUUCUAGGGGUAAUUUCCAGCUCUGUCUGAUUAUAUCUUCCCUUGUGUUAUUAAAAAAAAAAAAAGGAAGUCCUUUUCUAGCACACAUUGGGAAUUCUUCACUUUUUUUUUUGUCUUGGGAAAUAAGAAUCAGCAUUUAUUUGAUUCAAUAACCAGCUUCCUGCUUCCCAAGGAAGAGAUAGUGGCUCAGUGGCCAGCAAACAUCCCUCCUGUGGAGAUUCAUUCUUGGGGGUUAGAGGAGAGCUAGCAGCUACUAGUAAAAUAGCUGCAUAGCAGGAUGAAGAGGGAUUAUUGAAGCAUUACUAGGAAAUUCAUGGCUGUGUGCAAGACCUUAUGUACUCCACAGACAAGCUGACCUAAAUUCUGCAGCCAGGCCUUACUGGUUUCUGCGUUGAUGUGAUGUGGCAGGCUGGAUAACCUACGGCAGAUCUGGGUUUAAAAAAAGGGGGACAGAGAAGGUUUAUAUUUGAGUAGAAACAGACAAAGCAGUCUUUGUACUGAAUCUGUCUUAAACUUUUUUUGUUGUUUUCUAACCCACACUUCUCUGCUCUUAAUAUUCAGGACUUUUCAUGUAGUCAGGAUAAGUCUGCAUUAUAAGGAUGCUCGUUAGGAAGAGUGAAGAGGUUGUUUACUCCUGGAUGGGGAACUACCUGGAUGAUUUUACCCAUAAGAGGCUUUUACACUUGGGUUUGUAGUUGUGAGGAAUGUUUACCCUUGCAGAAGUUGCAUCGCUUAAUGACAUCCAGCCAACUUAUCGGAUCUUGAAACCAUGGUGGGAUGUAUUUAUGGAUUAUCUAGCCGUUGUCAUGCUAAUGGUUGCUAUUUUUGCUGGAACCAUGCAGCUGACCAAAGACCAGGUGGUCUGCUUGCCAGUUUUGCAGUCUACUGUAAAUUCAAAAGCACAACCCGGGACAGCAGGGAAGGCUGACUUCACCACUGUUGAAACAACCACUGGUCAAGGAGAAGACACGUCAAUGAGAACGGUUUCCUUCGGAAGUGCCCCUACUGUAACACCUGACGUACCUCUGAGCGGAGCUACCUCUUCUCAGUACCAACCCACCGAAUCGGGCCAGGAGCUGAAGAAGGAGCAGAAAGAUUCUUUGGGCCGUAAAACAAAUUUGGAUUUUCAGCAAUACGUGUUUAUUAACCAGAUGUGCUAUCAUUUGGCUCUUCCUUGGUAUUCAAAGUAUUUUCCCUAUCUUGUUCUCAUCCAUACUAUCAUUUUAAUAGUCAGUAGCAAUUUUUGGUUCAAGUAUCCCAAGACUUGCUCAAAAAUUGAGCAUUUUGUGUCUAUAUUAGGGAAGUGCUUUGAGUCCCCUUGGACUACAAAAGCAUUGUCUGAAACGGCAUGUGAGGACUCUGAGGAGAACAAACAGCGGUUAACUGGCGCCCAGUCCCUGCCCAAGUAUGUUUCCACUAGCAGUGACGAAGGAAGCCCGAGUGCCAGCACUCCCAUGAUAACAAAGUCUGGCUUCAAAUUUUCAGCUGACAAACCGAUGAUCGAGGUUCCCAGCGUCACUAUUUUAGAUAAGAAAGAUGGUGAACAAGCCAAAGCGCUGUUUGAGAAAGUCCGUAAGUUCCGGGCUCACGUGGAGGACAGUGAUCUGAUAUACAAGCUCUAUGUUGGCCAGACUGUCAUCAAGACUGUCAAGUUUAUAUUUAUUCUCUGCUAUACUGCAAACUUUGUCAACACCAUUAGUUUCGAACACAUCUGCAACCCGAAAGUGGAACACCUGAUUGGCUACACACAGUUUGAAUGUACACACAACAUGGCUUACAUGUUGAAGAAGCUGCUUAUCAGCUAUAUUUCCCUCAUCUGUGUCUAUGGUUUUAUCUGUCUCUACACGCUCUUCUGGCUGUUCCGAAUACCUUUGAAAGAGUAUUCCUUCGAAAAGGUCAGAGAAGAGAGUAGCUUCAGUGAUAUACCUGAUGUCAAAAAUGAUUUUGCGUUUCUCUUGCAUAUGGUAGAUCAGUACGACCAGCUGUAUUCUAAGCGAUUUGGUGUCUUUUUGUCAGAGGUAAGUGAGAACAAACUACGGGAAAUUAGUUUGAACCAUGAAUGGACUUUUGAAAAGCUGCGGCAACAUGUUUCCCGCAAUGCCCAGGACAAGCAAGAGUUGCAUCUCUUCAUGCUGUCGGGGGUCCCCGAUGCGGUGUUCGAUCUGACGGAUCUGGAUGUGUUGAAACUGGAGCUCAUUCCUGAAGCGAAAAUCCCACCGAAAAUUUCCCAGAUGACCAAUCUUCAGGAGCUUCAUCUGUACCACUGCCCCGCGAAGGUUGAGCAGACCGCCUUCAGCUUCCUCCGGGACCACUUGAGAUGCCUUCAUGUGAAAUUCACAGAUGUUGCAGAAAUUCCUGCGUGGGUGUAUUUGCUCAAAAACCUCCGUGAAUUGUACUUGAUAGGCAACUUGAACUCUGAAAACAAUAAAAUGAUAGGGCUUGAAUCUCUCAGAGAAUUGAGACACCUUAAAAUUCUCCACGUGAAGAGCAAUUUGACCAAAAUUCCCCCCAAUAUCACAGAUGUGGCACCACAUCUGACAAAACUAGUCAUUCAUAAUGACGGCACUAAGCUUGUGGUACUCAAUAGCCUUAAGAAAAUGACUAAUGUUGCGGAGUUGGAACUGCAGAACUGUGAACUGGAGAGAAUUCCCCACGCCAUCUUCAGCCUCUCUAACUUACAGGAACUGGAUUUAAAGUCAAAUAGCAUACGCACAAUUGAAGAAAUCAUCAGUUUCCAGCACUUAAAAAGAUUGACUUGUUUAAAGCUGUGGCACAAUAAAAUAGUCAACAUUCCUUCCUCCAUUACCCACAUAAAGAAUUUGGAGUCUCUUUAUCUUUCCAAUAACAAACUCGAAUCCUUACCAGCCGCAGUGUUCAGUUUACAGAAACUUAGGUGUUUAGACGUAAGCUACAACUCCAUCGCAUUGAUUCCAGUAGAAGUAGGUUUGCUUCAAAAUCUGCAGCAUUUUCACAUCACGGGAAACAAAGUCGAUGUUUUGCCGAAACAGUUGUUUAAAUGUGUUAAAUUGAGGACUUUGAGUCUGGGACAAAAUUGCAUUACCUCAAUCCCAGAUAAUGUUAGUCAACUGGUGCAGCUGACUCAUCUGGAACUGAAGGGAAACUGCUUGGACCGUCUGCCAGCCACGCUGGGGCAGUGCCAGCUUCUCAGGAAAAGCGGGCUCGUGGUGGAAGAUCACCUCUUUGAUGCUUUGCCCUCGGAAGUUAAAGAGGUGUUGAAUCAAGACACCAGCAUUCCCUUUGCUAACGGGAUUUAGGCUGAGGUGAAAUGCUCCGGUAGCUGACUUCCGAACGGCAAAUGCUCAAAAGUAUGGCAACUGUGAAACCAUGUGUUUUUAGAAAGCAGAAUUCCUUGGAAAGCAGGACUAUUAGCAGGAUUAGAAGAGGUGUAACCGAGUGUUCAAUGUUUGCAGUGUUUUAAAAGAUUAUUUCCAAAAUUUGAGACGAUAAAAAAACCUUAAUAAUCUCAAUUCUUUUUUCCUUAAAUUGUUUGUAACUUGGAUGCUGCCGCUUUUGAAUGUUUACAAAUUUGCUUGCCUGCUUAAAGUAAAUGAUUAAAUUGACGACCUUUUCUUACUAUGCAAGUUAUUCUUUAAGGUCCGGAUUUACUUUAGUGCAUUACAGGGGGGAAAAAAAACCAAGGAUGACUGUUGUAUGCGGUAUGGUUCCAACACACAUGUUGGUGUGUUGUUAGUGUUCAGCCAUCCUCAGCAAAUGAAAACAGUUUGGCUGUGCUUUGAACUGCACCAGAACCACCAUUUUCCUGCAUCACGGUAUGUGGUUUCCAUCCAGCCGAGUGUGUUUGCCUUCAUUCUUCAUCCUCAAGGCCCCAUGCUGUUGGGUGAGGUUUCUUCUGUGGUCCAGUGUGCUGCUCCUCCUCACCAGCAGAGACUGGUCCCGUUCCCCCAGCUUGUCUCCCGCCCAGCUUCCGCAACACUCCUCUGUCCCACGCAGCAGUGGGUGGUAAAAGGGAGAAUACUGCCACUUGGCUUUCUAGUUGGGGAUAGUUUUGAUAUUUGAACUGUUUUGCAAGGUGACUUCGAAAGCCAUUAAACACCAAGUGACUUUACUGCUCAUGUUUUGUUCCUCUUUGGUGUUCUCAUCUGGGAAACUCAAGGCGUUUUAUGAGCUGGUGAUUGUUUUGUUUCACGGCCCUUACUUAGGAGCUGGGGUGUCUGCUCAGUUUUCUAGACUAAUGACAGAGACGUGAGAGUUACGAUUUACCCAAAUGUGGUUUAGCUUUAUUACCUGCUGUGGUGUGUCUUCUACACCUGGGCUUUAACCACAGGACCACCCUUCCCGCUCACCCCAACCCAAGUAACUGGAUGUUUUUGAACACUUCUGCGCUGUUAGAAAACUCUGUGUGCCAGAUAAGUCAUCAAAUAAAGGAAAAAGCAGACAGCAGUGACCGUGGGAUUUUUUUUGGUUGGUUUUUUUUUUCAGUGAUGUUUUUUAACCAAGUUUGCAUUGCCAGAACCAUUAAAGAAAUAUAAUCCAUUAAAUCUGUAAAAUCAUCAGUUGUAAAUCUUGGCCAUUUACAUUCCAUGUGUGCAGAAAAGAAGUACUAUGCUGGGAGAUGAUUACACGAUUACUCAUGGUUUAAACACAAUUCCCUAUUGUAGUGUGGUCAGGACUGAACUAGUCUGUAGUUCAAGGGACUGUUCUCACACAGAAAUCCUCAUGCACAGCGAUUUCUACUGUAACUUCACCAGAGCUGCCCUCACUUACACCACUAUUAAUGAGGGGAUAGUUUGGGCCUGGGGGCAUUGAGCAGUCGGGAGCAUUUCAAAUACUGCUCUUACAAAUCUUGCACAUUUUAUUGUUAAUCAUUUACUGUUAGUCAUGCUGGGAGGGCUGUUCUCAGUUGUAGGUAGCAGUCUCUGAAUACAUACCUGCACCGUAUGUUUAGGUAUGUCAGAAGACCAGUUUAUAAAUUGUGGUUUUCCCACUUCUUUUGGGGAUACAGUCUGUUUUCCACUUGGUAGCAGGUAGUAGACUUGGGAUGUUGUCAGUUCUGCAACACCAAGUCACAGGUUUGGCAGAAUACUUGCAGUUAUUGACCUGUCCUCCACUGGGAAGUUUAGUACUAAUCCUCAGAGUAUUUUGUUUUUAAGUAGAAGUUAAGGUUGCAGUGGGUUAUUUUUUAUUUUUUUUAAGGAACUCUUUCAUGUGUUUAUUUUUAGCACAUAGAUCACUUUAAAAUUGCUGGACUAUUGACUCUUCAGAAAAACAGUGGAAAAUACUAUUGGCGUAUGCUUCAUAUUUGCUCUUGUGUCUCACUUCAGCUUCCAAGAAACUGUGUGCAGGAGGAGGAAGAGUUGGAGAAUGAAAAAGUGAUUAAAAGAUUUAGAAAAUUAGUUCUUUUUUUCCCUUAUUUUAGUAGUGGAGUUGUACAGAAUGCGGCCGUGGAUAGAUCCAGCUUUUAAAAGCUUUUUUUUUAGUGCUCCCGAUUCUCCUACUGUCCCUAUUGAUGUUCAAAAAAAAUAAACCCCUGUGCACUUCAUAUGAGUGUGGUAUACAUAAAUUAGACCACUGUUUUGACUAGUUAUUAGCCAAUUGUACUUCUUUAGACAACUUCCUCUGAAGUAGGUAUUGUUAAAGUUAAUUUCAGGCUUGUGAUACAUGCUCAGCAUAGACUCCACUCUUGAUUUCAGGAGAGCUUUCUCCGAGUGGGGAGGAACUGCUCAUCAUCCCCAUGUCACCUCCCUCCAGUCCCUCCUCUUCAUGACUCUGUAUAAUGUUCCUAUUUCUUGCGUGUCAACUGACAGAGUCUUGCUUUAAAGUCUUGAAAGUUCAUCUCUUUUCCAUGUAAGGCAUGUGAAAUAUAUUUUGCAUUUCUAUUUGAUUUAAUAAAUAAGAUGUUUAUAUCUUC